AUGCGCGGUCCACGGGCGUUUUGCGCGCGCUUUGGGUGCGUGCGUCGCACACGCGAUUCGCGCGUGCUUCGGGACGGCGUCCGUGGUGCUCGUCGCCCGCCUCGUCGCGCGGACCCCCUGCCUCGUCGCCCCGCCGCUGCAACCCUCGCCGGACGCCCCGUCGCCCCACGGCCCUCCGUCGCCCCGCGCCCUUUCGUCGCCCACGGCCCCGUCGCCCGCUUCCCGUCCCCCCCCUCGUUACGCGCAGCAGCACCCGCGCGCAGUGCAGUUGCGCGCGUUCGAAGCUAUGCGCAGCUGCGCGUGUGGCGGCUGCAGUGCGCGCAGCUGCACACGCAGCUGUACACGAAUCUGUAG
Closterium sp. Yama58-4 is the source of this 354-nucleotide messenger RNA. NCBI's taxonomy places the organism in Eukaryota, Viridiplantae, Streptophyta, Zygnematophyceae, Desmidiales, Closteriaceae. The record is from the annotation of a GenBank genome assembly.